Recurvomyces mirabilis is the source of this 543-nucleotide messenger RNA. RefSeq lists its product as uncharacterized. The coding region runs from base 1 to 543 and encodes 180 amino acids. Lineage: Eukaryota; Fungi; Ascomycota; Dothideomycetes; Mycosphaerellales; Teratosphaeriaceae. The record is from RefSeq and is a predicted model, not a curated record. The transcript has 4 exons.
AUGGCUGCUGAAGUGCAAGAACAGCCUGCCUCCCUCUCCAAGGUCGACUCUGCCAUUGACGAUGCUCCAGCCUCGCCGAGCGAAAGCAAGCCUAAGCAUCGCAGAUCCAGCAGCACCGUCAGCGGUGUCUUCAGCAUUGUUGAUCUCGAGAAGGAGAACGUCGAUCUCAAGAUCGCUCCAGAGACCCAGAAGCUGAACUGGAAGAUCAACACAGCCACUUCGACCAUCGACGACAAGGAAGCACUGGCCAAGCUGCUAUGCCACCCCCUCAUCAAGAAGAUCGACCUGCACUUCCCUCUCGGGCUUGAAGUCACGGCCCGAAACAACAAGGGUGUGACCGUCAAGGACGCCUGUGAUGCCAUCUACAAGCAGUUCAAAAAGAAGGCCGACGACGAGCUAGAGGCCCCCUACCUCGCUGGAUUCGAGUGGGACCGUGAGGAAUGUUAUACCAAGUUCAUCGUGCACCAGAAGAAGACGGGCGAUGCGUCGAGCGGAGGCGGGUCCUCCAAGAAGAAGAAGGGCAAGGGUGGUGAUGAGGCAUAA